Messenger RNA from Lodderomyces oxycetoniae, 1500 nucleotides. RefSeq lists its product as uncharacterized. The coding region runs from base 1 to 1500 and encodes 499 amino acids. The transcript has 2 exons. NCBI's taxonomy places the organism in Eukaryota, Fungi, Ascomycota, Pichiomycetes, Serinales, Debaryomycetaceae. The record is from RefSeq and is a predicted model, not a curated record. Gene Ontology annotation, cellular component: cytoplasm.
AUGUACCAACAUUCGAAUCAUUCAUACUCGUCAUAUGAUUCAUUAAGGCGGUCGUCGAAUAAUCCAUUUAGACAACAGCAGUCGACUUUUUCUCACGAAAAUGAUUUUUUUAGUGGACCAAAAUCCUCAACGUCAACUUCGACUUCAACUUCUUCAUCGAAUUACUACGAUCAGUGGAUUCAAAAGAAUAAGGGGCUCAUGUAUACUUCAGAUGACGACUGUUUGGAAAAACCUAAAGCUAGCCCUAACAAACUUUUUUCCUACUAUCAGCACCAGAAUACCUCAGUCGACAGUUUAAGAGACGAGAGGCGAAACAAAAGUAAUCUCAUUUACGAAUAUGGAAACGGACUGAAACUGGAACAUGGACUGAAACUGGCACUGGGACUUGGAAAAUCGAGAAUGCCAAAGGCAAUACGAGCUGAUAGUGAUUCUAGUGUCGAUUACUCUAAAAGACAAAUGAAGUCGAAUAACCCAUUUGCCUCGGCUAUGAACGAGGAUAGGUACAGUCCACCAGAACGUCCACAGGGGAGGUCAAGUACUCCACCGGCACGUCCUCCUAAGCCACCGCAAGAUGAACUUGCACCGCCAUCUUAUGAAGAAGCAGCAGGUUCUGAAGCAGCAAAAAGAGAGUAUCCAAGGGAAAAGGAACCCUCUUCCUUAAGACACCAAAACAACCACAGAAGCAGCAAUAACGGUAGCGGGCACAGCAGCAGCAGCAGCAGUCGCAAUCCGCAUCGUCACACAUCUUCUUCACGUCGCCCCUAUAAGUCGUCGUCGUCCAAGAACAAGUCACCUAAUAAAAAGAAAGAAGCUGUUCCGGCAAAGAAUUUGGAUACUAUUGACAAAUUAGAUGUAACUGGCUUUUUCGGCGGUGGAUUUCACCAUGAUGGACCAUUUGAUGCUUGUACUCCUCAUAGGAAUAAGAAUGUUAAAAAGGCGCCCGUUAUGGCAUUCCCAGUUGAUGGGCCAAAUAACUCCAUAGCCGGAGCUAGAACAGUAGAUAAAGAUGCACAAAUGAAACUUGCAUUUGGCUACGAUGAACAAAAUGACAUCAAAGAGGCGCCACCGGUGAUCAAAACGAAUAGAGUCUCCAACGAUCCUUCUACGAGCAUUUAUACGCCAAAACAGAAUCCCUCAGUUAUCAAUUUCGACUCCCAGGCAAAGGCCGAACCUAUACAUGGAUUGUCUACUGCUGGGUUGGGUUCAACAACAUUUCUUGAUGGUGCUCCUGCUCCAAAAAAUGUAGAGGAACAUUUAAAUACAAAUAACGGAGGAUUGGGUAGAAAAAAAUCCUUGGUACAAAGAUUAAGAAAAAAUAGUGGAUCGGAGCAAGAUUCAAGAAGAAAUUCUAAUGAUGGACUUUACACAGCAGUAUCUGAUAAUGUCAGCGGUAGAAGAGGGUCGCUAAAUGCGAUAGAAGUGGAUGGUACAGACGGAUGGUUAAAACCACCAGGAAACUCUUUUAUCAGAAGAGUAAAGAGUUUGAAAGUGAAAAAAUAA